This is a messenger RNA of Cicer arietinum (chickpea), 2420 nucleotides long. RefSeq names its product RNA polymerase sigma factor sigA-like. Gene Ontology annotation, biological process: regulation of DNA-templated transcription; DNA-templated transcription initiation. NCBI's taxonomy places the organism in Eukaryota, Viridiplantae, Streptophyta, Magnoliopsida, Fabales, Fabaceae. Gene Ontology annotation, molecular function: DNA-binding transcription factor activity. The record is from RefSeq and is a predicted model, not a curated record.
AAACCACUCAAGUUCAGUUCUUACACAAUUUUCAAAAGUGAAACCAUACCACCGUACGGAUGUUAUGUAAAUUGUAUGAUAUAACGAAUGAAAAUCAACAUGAAGUUAAAUAAUUUCUUUUACAUAUUUAGGAUUAGAGAUUUCGACGUCAAAAAAAAAAAAAACUUGUGAUUAGAGAUUUCUUUUUGAGGUAUUUGUGAUUUGUCAUUUGUGUGAUAAAGACAUUAGUUUAUGUACAAAAAAAGACAUUAAUUUGUAGCAAUAAAUAAUAAAAUAGAUAGAGAUAAAGUAUUGAUCCCUUAACAACAACAGCCACAAGCUUGUAAAUAGGGAUAAAGGAAAUCCAGUUUCUUAACCUGCGACUCCGGAUCAGAAUUCUCCUCCCACCGCCAUUGUUUCAAGUACCUGCAAGCAAGCUUCGUUAGUGAAGAGAUUGAGAGGUUUCUGAAAGCAAUAGCUGCAUUUGACACAGUUAAGAAUCAUUGGUAUGAUAGGAAUUGAUUAUUAUAUAUAGUGGAAGGAACAUACAUACAUAAUGGCUACUGCAGCAGUUAUUGGACUCAGUGGAGGCAAGAGACUAUUGAGUUCAUCUUACCAUUACUCAGAUGUUAUAGAAAAGUUUUAUCAUAGUUGUGACUUUGGAUCCUCACAGUAUCACCUUCCUCCUUCAAAAUCUGUAAUAUUUUCAAAGAAGUCAUCAAAAUGUGCUCCAACUUUUUCAGCAUCUAACAGGCAGAAUCAUUCCAUCAAAGCUCUUAAGGAACAUGUUGUUGUUGUUGAUGGUGCCCCUACUUCUAUUGCUAAUUCAAAACCAUGGAUUCAGGGAUGCUCCAAUUCUAAUAAUGACUUAGGGUUAGAGGUGGAAACCUCCGACAUCGGUUAUUCUGUCGACACUCUUCUUUUGAUGCAGAAGUCAAUGCUGGAAAAGCAAUGGUGUCUUUCAUUUGAAAGCGAAGUGCUCACUGAGAAUUCAACAAGAGCAAAAAGCAGAAGGAAGGUGACAGUGACUUGUUCUGGAAUGUCUGCAAGGCAAAGAAGAACAAAUACCAAGAAAAAGAUCACUAGUAAAAGUGGUUAUGCAAGGAAGCUGAGGUCCACAAUCAGUCCAGAACUGCUUCAAAAUCGUUUGAAGGGAUAUGUGAAAGGUAUAGUGAGUGAGGAAUUGCUCUCUCAUGCUCAAGUUGUAAAACUAUCUCAGAAAAUAAAAGCUGGCCUUUCCUUGGAUGAACAUAAAUCCAGACUGAAGGAAAGAUUAGGAUGUGAACCAUCUGAUGAUCAAGUUGCAACUUCGUUGAAGAUAUCUCGAGCUGAGCUGCGAGCAAAAAUAAUAGAGUGCUCUUUAGCUAGAGAAAAGUUGACUAUGAGCAAUGUUCGCUUAGUUAUGUCCAUUGCUCAAAGAUAUGAUAAUAUGGGUGCUGAAAUGGCUGACCUUGUUCAGGGUGGCUUGAUUGGACUACUUCGUGGGAUUGAGAAGUUUGAUUCUUCAAAAGGGUUCAAGAUUUCAACUUAUGUUUACUGGUGGAUACGUCAGGGUGUUUCAAGAGCUCUAGUUGAGAAUUCAAGAACAUUAAGAUUGCCAACUCAUUUGCAUGAUAGGUUAUCUUUAAUCCGCAAUGCAGAGUAUAGACUGGAAGAGAGAGGCAUCACUCCAACUAUUGAUAGAAUUGCAAAAUGCCUUAAUAUGUCUCCAAAGAAAGUCAGAAAUGCUACUGAGGCUAUCAACAAAGUUUUCUCCAUAGAUAGGGAAGCAUUCCCCUCUCUAAAUGGUCUUCCAGGAGACACUCAUCAUAAUUUUAUUGCCGAUAAAAGAUUUGAGAACAUCCCAUGGAAUGGAGUAGAUGAGUGGAUUCUGAAGGAGGAAGUGAACAGACUCAUUAAUGUAACCCUUGUUGAACGAGAGAGAGAAAUUGUUCGUCUUUAUUAUGGACUGGAUAAAGCAUGUCUUACAUGGGAAGACAUUAGUAAACGGAUAGGUUUGUCAAGAGAAAGAGUAAGGCAAGUUGGACUUGUUGCAUUGGAGAAACUAAAACAUGAAGCAAGGAAGAGAGAGAUGGAAGCCAUGCUUUUGAAACAUUGAUAUGAUGGACUCAUCAUAGAGGCAUGUAUAUAUACAGAACAAAAAGGAAGUAUGUACCUAAAACUUUGACUUCCUGAUUCAAAAUAGACAAAAGAGGACGAUACAAGAGAAAUUAAAGUACAUAAACCCCCUAAAACUAUUGCCUUUUGGAAAAAUUAUGUUUUUAUCAUGGGAUAAGUUGCAAGACUGAAGUAUCGCUUUGAGGUGUUAAAAAUCUAUGAUAUUCUCAGUAGACUACUUUUAUUUAUACUCAUUAUGAGUUUUACUUAAGAAGAACAGAAGAAACAUAGUUUAUAUGUAGUAGAACAAUUUUGGAAUAAAUAGAAUUACUUAUUAGUCGUUA